This is a messenger RNA of Saccharomyces mikatae IFO 1815, 717 nucleotides long. RefSeq names its product mitochondrial 54S ribosomal protein bL17m (gene MRPL8). The transcript has a single exon. Gene Ontology annotation, molecular function: structural constituent of ribosome. Gene Ontology annotation, biological process: translation. Bases 1 to 717 code for a protein of 238 amino acids. Gene Ontology annotation, cellular component: ribosome; mitochondrial large ribosomal subunit. The record is from RefSeq and is a predicted model, not a curated record. NCBI's taxonomy places the organism in Eukaryota, Fungi, Ascomycota, Saccharomycetes, Saccharomycetales, Saccharomycetaceae.
AUGACGGUGGGUAUUGCAAGAAAGCUCUCUAGGAGCAAGCCACAUAGAGAUGCGCUGCUGAAGAACCUUGCGUGCCAGUUGUUUCAGCACGAAUCCAUAGUUACGACACACGCUAAAUGUAAAGAAGCUUCCAGAGUUGCAGAACGGAUCAUUACCUGGACGAAGAGGGCUCUUUCGACGAAUAAUAGUGUUUCACAGGCGGAGUUAAGGUCACAAAUCCAGAGCAAACUGUUUCUGGCAGGAGACAACAAGAAGUUGAUGAAGCGGUUAUUUAACGAGAUUGCACCACGGUACUUAGAAAGACCCGGUGGGUACACACGGGUGCUUCGGUUAGAGCCCAGAGCUAAUGACUCGUCGCCGCAAUCUGUUUUGGAAUUGGUCGAUUCGCCCGUGUUGUCUGACUCGUACACAGUGAACAGGGGCAACUUGAAGAUGUGGCUAUUGGUCAAAUCGAUCAUCAACGAUGAUGCCAACCAAGUUCCUCACAACCCGCUUACACUACAGAAUCUGCACAAGUUGGCGAAGUUCAAGCCGGAAGCACAGUUGCAUGGUGAAAUUAUGCAGAUCAAGAAGAUCUUAUAUAAGGAAAUGUCUAUGUCCUAUGAUGAGGCGAAAGAAAAUGAAAAGACGCAGUCACUUUUGAAACAGGCUUACUCUUCAUCAUUGCCAAAGAAGCAGAGGAAACCUUCCUCGUACAUCAUGGUUCCCAGACCUUGA